UAGUGAAAUAAUAAAUAUUACAUGAAACAAGAAGAAAAAGAAAUUCUGAAACCUAGGUUUAUGUUCUUUUGAGACAUGUACAUAGAUUGUAGAUCACUUGGCGGUUACGAAUAAGGAUGAUUGCAUAUAGGAUUCCCCAUGAGAUGAAAAUAAUGAUAGCACCUGUGUGGGAAACAUAGCUGAUUUCCAUUACUGAUAUUGCGGUUGGUAAGAUAAGUAUGCAUAAGAUUAUUGUAAAAAUGCUUUUGUUAACAGAGAGGUCUAGAGUAAACAGUAGUAUAAAUAUUUGAGUGAUUAAAGACCCAGGAACGAACAACACAAUUUUAUACCAUUCAGGUAAAUGUUCUUCUCUAUCACUCAGCGUAGGGGUGAGCAGCUCAGUCACACAUAAUAACAUUGACAUUAUCACUAUAGACCCAAUCGUCGCUUUGUCAUGUUCUUCCAUCUUAAUCCUCACUUGGUCUGCUUCAUGUUCUUCCAUCUUAAUCAUCACUUUGUCUGCUUCAUGUUCUUCCAUCUUAAUCCCUUGAUCAUCUCCUCCGCUUUUGUCAUUACAUUCUUCUUCAAUCACAAUCACUUGAGUUUCUCUAUAAAUAUAAGAGACGUGUAUGCUCCUACAAACAUUUUUCAAACAUUUAGAUUAAAACAAGAGUAUGCUAUGUAUGAGGGUAAAAUCAAUAAUACUACCUUGAAUUGGAGCUCUUACAUUCUUCCUUCAUAAUAACUUGAACUUCCAUUUUUUUGGUCAGAUAGAUCUCUAAUGUACCACUUUUUUAUACUUAAAAUGUAGUGUGCGAUCUCUAAGGUGGUAUAUGAUGACAAGGACUUCAAACCACAUGAAAGUUAGUUAUUCAUUGACAUUCAAACAAGGAAUGAGUGUGCUUUUUUUACUCAAACAUUACAUCUUUUAAUCAAAUAUUCACCAAACGUGUGGUAUCUUUUUUUGCUGUCCACAAGAUAAAUUUGUUACCAUUUUUUUAGGGAAUUUGUUACCAUUUUCUUUUCAAAAUAAAUUGUCACCCUUUACUUUUUUUUUUAAGCAUUAGUUUAUUAAAUAUGUUAUAGAGAGAUAAUGUUUGAAACUUUUAAAGCACAUGCACAUAUUUAAAAUAGUUUCAGUGUCCUCUAAUAAAAUGUUAUAAACAGUUAUUUUAAUUUUAUUCGGUGAUUUGGCAUAAUAUAUGUCUGUUGAUUGAAUAUUAGGUUUUAAUUAUUUCACUCACAAUAUGCAUCUUCUUUUUUCUUUUUAAUGUAAUAUAAUUAAGAAAAUUUCUUUAGCCACCUCACUAUGGGGGAUCACCCCCAGCGAAAAUUCCAAAAUACCCCUGCUUCGGAAGUUCAUUUCCGAAAGCGUCUUUUUUUGAAAAAAUUGACUUAUUUCGGAAGUUCAUUUCCAAAAACAUUAUUUCGGAAGUUCACUUCCGAAAUACUGCGAUUUCUGCAGAUUUAUCAAAACACUCCCCCUCCCCCAAUCAUUUAUCCUAAAUCAAAACAAAAAGUGGCAAAGGCGAAAAUUUGUGCAAACAGAAUUCCAAAGCUGCAUCAAGGCUCCAAUCACACUGCUAAACAACAUUCAAAAGCCCUCAAUCCUAACACUUUGAACAUGUCAGACAAUCAACCAGCACGCAGGACUGCGUCUUCUAGAGAGGGAAUGGGUGGCGCUAAGGGAAGAAAGGGUUCUUCAAAGAAGGAGGUGAAGGAGGUGAAGGAGGUGAAGGAGAAGAAGAAGGUUUUGACUGGUUCUGCUUCUCGUCCCCUGGGGGUCCAUGGCUCGGACGUGCAGACUCAGUCUUCAGGCGUGAUCAACGCUGAUGGUUCUGAUACUGAGUGGGAUGAGGAUUGGUAUAAUUAUCUUCAUUCGGAGGAGUUCGCUCGUCGGGAAGAAUAACGUGUUUUUAUUUUGUUUGAUGUGUAUUUUGUAACGCUCGUCGGGCAGAAUAACGUGUUUUUGUUUUGUUUGACGUGUUUUGUUUUGUUUUGUUCUGAUUUCGGAUUGUAUCGCACAGUGUUUUUGUAUUGGAUUUAUCAUCUUAGUUUUUGGAUU
This is a messenger RNA of Vicia villosa (hairy vetch), 2044 nucleotides long. RefSeq lists its product as uncharacterized. The record is from RefSeq and is a predicted model, not a curated record. Bases 1289 to 1888 code for a protein of 199 amino acids. NCBI's taxonomy places the organism in Eukaryota, Viridiplantae, Streptophyta, Magnoliopsida, Fabales, Fabaceae. The transcript is spliced from 3 exons.